AUGAUGAAAUUUGCCGCAGAUUCAACUGUUCCUUCAGAAUACUACGACGACAAUUUUAUCCCUGGUACCACCAAUAUUCUCACUGGUACCCAACACGAGACUAAUUCCAUAUCAUCUAAUAAAUCACUUAAACGGGAUGGCAAUGGAUUAGUCUUGCUACCACAGCCAUCAGAUUCCAUCAAUGAUCCAUUGAAUUGGUCCAAACCACGGAAAAUGUGGCAUUUAAUUCUAUUGGCUUUUAUCACGGCAUUAACUGCAGCCACUUCAAACGAUGCUGGUGCUGCUCAGGAUUCUUUGAAUGAAUUCUAUGGCAUAUCGUAUGAUGCCAUGAAUACUGGUGCUGGUGUAUUGUUUAUUUUCAUUGGUUGGUCAUGCAUGUUUUUCGCACCUGCUUCGUCGUUAUACGGAAGAAGAAUCACUUAUUUGAUUUGUUUACUAUUUGGUACGCUUGGGUGUAUGUGGUUUGGGUUCAGUAGGAAAACUGCUGAUACAAUAUGGUCACAGAUGCUUGUUGGUAUCAGCGAAGCUUGUGCUGAGGCUCAAGUGCAACAAAGCUUGAGUGAUAUUUUUUUCCAAAAUAACUUGGGAAGUGUAUUGACAUUGUACAUAUUGGCAACGUCAGUAGGUUCAUUCUUGGGACCAUUGAUUGCCGAAUUGAUUGCCGAGCUGAUGACGUUUAGAUGGGUUGGUUGGUGGGGUGCCAUUAUUUCAGGAGCUACUUUUGUCGUUUUGUUUUUUGCCUGUGAAGAAACGGUGUACGAUCGUCAGUUGAAGAUUUAUGAAGCUGCUCGUAUUGAAAAUGGUGAGCAGUGUGAAGGAUCAUCAGUAAAUGAAAAGUUUUGUGAUGCUGCUACUGAUGGUGAUAAGAACGCUGAAAUCAAGACUGUAACCAACGACAUGACUGAAAAGCAAACUUCCACAAAAGACAAAUCCAACACUUUGGCUCAUGUUGACUCCCCCACUGUUAGAGAUGGUACCCACAAUUACGAUAUCGAAACCAAUGAUGAAAAACCCACGCCAUAUUUGAAAAGAAUUGCAUUGAUUACACCAGCUCCUUAUUUACAAGGCUUUGGAUUCAAACAAUACAUCAAUCGAUUUGUUAUUUAUUUCAAAGUAUUCACUUUGCCAGCAGUUUGGUUAUCGGGAUUAUUAUGGGGAUUGCAGGAUGCAUACAUGACUUUUUUCCUAACUACUCAAGAUACAUUUUUUUACGAUCCUCCAUGGAGCAAAAGCAAUACGGGUGUCGCAAUCAUGAAUGUGGCAACUUUAAUUGGAGCCGUUAUUGGAUGUAUAAUGUCGGGUAUUUUUUCCGAUAAACAUGUGGUUUGGAUCGCCAAGAGAAACAAUGGAGUAAUGGAACCAGAAUAUCGAUUAUAUUUAUUAUUUAUUACCUUGAUUAUAUCACCAGCGGGGCUUAUCAUGUUUGGCGUCGGUGCCGAUAAACAAUGGCCGUGGCAAUGUAUUUACGUUGGGUUAGGGUUUAUUGGAUUUGGCUGGGGUUCAAUUGGAGACACCGCCAUGUCUUAUUUAAUGGAUGCCUACCCGGAAAUUGUUAUACAGGGAAUGGUGGGUGUUUCGAUUAUUAAUAAUACCUUGGCUUGUAUAUUCACCUUUGCUUGUUCUUAUUGGUUGGAUGGAUCGGGUACGGCAAACACGUAUAUUGCUUUAGCAGUGAUUGAUUUUGCCACCAUUGCUUGUAUCAUCCCAUUUUUAUACUUUGGAAAGACGUUUAGGAAAAAGACCAAGAAUAUUUAUAUUGGUAUGGUUGAAUUAACCCAAGGAAUGGGUUGA
This is a messenger RNA of Lodderomyces margitis, 1791 nucleotides long. RefSeq lists its product as uncharacterized. Bases 1 to 1791 code for a protein of 596 amino acids. The record is from RefSeq and is a predicted model, not a curated record. Gene Ontology annotation, cellular component: fungal-type vacuole. The transcript has a single exon. NCBI's taxonomy places the organism in Eukaryota, Fungi, Ascomycota, Pichiomycetes, Serinales, Debaryomycetaceae. Gene Ontology annotation, molecular function: transmembrane transporter activity. Gene Ontology annotation, biological process: transmembrane transport.